Molecule: messenger RNA, 5757 nt
Organism: Mizuhopecten yessoensis (Yesso scallop)
Lineage: Eukaryota; Metazoa; Mollusca; Bivalvia; Pectinida; Pectinidae
Product: hornerin-like
Exons: 47
Coding region: 176-5509 (1777 amino acids)
Source: RefSeq, a predicted model, not a curated record
ACUGAGCUGUGCCAACUCCUUAACCCAUACACAGCGUCAAAAGCCUAUUGUUACAAUAUAUAUACUGUCAGCUAUGCUAAUGAUCUCGGCGGUUGAUAGAUAAGAAGGAAGGUUAACAAAUUACGUGCUUUAGUGAAGAGAGAACAAGCGACCGCGCCUCACAUACUGCCCUGCCAUGAUGAGGGUGUACCUGGUAGCCUUGUGUCUUGUGCUAAGAGUGAAUGGCCAGCCAUUCCAAUACAUGCGGCCAGCACCGCCAGCGACUCAGCGAUUUGUUAGUUUUCCGACCUUCAGCUCAAAUCAGCCUAUGAACAUGUUAAAUUCGCCAGUAUUCAGAUAUAUCUCCCGCCCACCAGGCAUUACAAAACAGUUUCGAACAUUUCAACCUGGCAACAUGCAAGCAUUUUCUCCGCUCGUUCAGCGUAUUUCCACCUUUACUCCAGCGGCAGUAACGUUCCCAAAUUCUCAGAUUACCGGGCAAUCAUCACACAUGCGACAGUUCGCUUCACAUGGCUAUCCGUUAGUUGGAUCUAACACAAACCUAGGUUUCGGAGGAGUGAGUGCUAGAGCUUUACCACCAACUAGGAACGGCGGUACAUGGAAGGUGGCCAUACCAGCCAACUUCAGGUCGAUGAUAACAAGCGCCGCCAGUUCUAUUGGACCAAGCCAGUCCGAGUCCUUAUUUACAGGACAGGAAGGAACAGGUUCGACAAGCGAGAGUCAGUUCAUUGGACAGGCUGGAGCAAGUAUCGGGACAAGCGGCGACUUUACAUCAAGAGGUUUUACAGAUACUGGAAUCGUACCUAAUAACGGAUUAACAUCGGAUCAGGUGUCAAUAUCAGGAAAUGGUGUAGUUGACCAGUCAGGUUCAACAGGGUUAGCUGACGGCUUCUCCAUAACUGAUUUUACAUCUUCAUCUGCUAAUAACAUUAGGUCUGACGGCUUCUCCGGAACAGAUAUUGCACCUUCAUCUGUCAAUAACAUUGGGUCUGACGAUUUCUCCGGAAUAGAUAAUACAGCUUCAGCUGUCAAUAACAUUAGUCCAGAAAUCCAAGAUGCCAAUUACAGUAUAAAAAGGAAAGCUUCCAGCGCAACGGAAAGCAAAGCAAGGAAACGAUUAGAGUUGAAAAUGAAGCUAGAAAGAUUGAAGGAAGAAAGGGCUGCAAAAAAGGCGGCAAAGAGAGCAGCAAGAAAGGCUGCUAAGAAAGCAAAGCACUCGACUUCAAGAGUUGCAACAGCAUCAACAAUACUUGGACCAUCCAGCAAUCGUCAUGGUCAUACAUCCUUCACUCAAUCCAGUUCCACUUUUUCGUCCAAAGACAUCAGUUCAUUGAGGAGUAAGCUGAAAAGUGGAGAGAUACAACUUACCCCACAAGUCCUUGCAAACCUCAUGUCACUUGGAAAGAGUUACGGGCUGGAUGCUAAAACAACCCAAGAAAUAAUAACUGACCUCAUCAAGUCCAUGAAAGCUGGGACUUUUAAUAUCCGCAGUUCGGGAUUUAAUGCCGAAGAGGCAUCAUCGUUCAAACAACUACAUGAGAAGUCCCUGUUACUGCUUGCCUCUAUAGCCGCACAUGACGCCCAGUCACAACCUUCCUCAUCGACAUCACAUUCUUUAAGAAGCACGAACCACCAAUCAAGAGGUACACAAGGUGGCAAUACCAACAACUUUAUAAAUAUUCUGAUGGGACUUGGAUCACAGAACGGGAACAGUCAACGUUCCUCUUCUUUCGGCUCAUCUGGAAUGAAUGCAGAGGUUAUUGCUCUCCUGUCACAGAUGCAACAGUCAUCUGUCAAUCCAGCAGUCGGGUCGGUACAAGAUUCAAGACAGAAUGAGCUUAUCGCUCUUCUCAAACAACUGCAAAUGUCCCAAGCUGGUUUAAGUACCGGGAGCGGUUCAACACUGGGGUCGGCUGGUGAGACUGCUGAUAUCCAAUCUCUCCUUAAUCAACUAGCUGGCGCCACUCAAGUAACCAGUUCGGCGCAAGGUUCAGCUGGAGAAAAUAGCGAUUUAGCAGCACUUCUCGGAGUGCUACAAAGGUCUCAAUCUGGUACCAGCAUCAGAGCAGAUGCGGCAAAAGGUAUCUGGGAACAGCAAGUACUAACCGAUUUAUUGAGCAGAACUGGGCAAGAAACGGGCAUCAAUGACCAUCAGCAUAUCACAAAUAGCCAACUCAACAGCAACGGUAGGCAACAACCGUCGGACAUUAAUGGCCACGGAUCAGUGCAAGGAUCGUGGUCAUCAACAUCAUCGUCUUCAUUAAAUUCUGGAAGUACAACAGGUGGCUCUGCAGGAACUGCGCAAGUUCCUGACCUAGGUUUUCAAAAAGGUUCUUCUGACGUCGGUGGGGAUCUUUCAGCUCUUCUCACACAGCUACAAUUGACCCAGACUGGGACCAGUUCAACACAAGGCGGCACUAAUGAACAUCAGCAUAUCACAAAUAGCCAACUCACCAGCAACGGUAGGCAACAACCGUCGGACAUCAAUGGACAUGGAUCAGUGCAAGGAUCGUGGUCAUCAACAUCAUCGUCUUCGUUAAAUUCUGGAAGUACACUAGGUGCCUCUGCAGGAACUGCGCAAGUUCCUGACCUAGGUUUUCAAAAAGGUUCUUCUGACGUCGGUGGGGAUCUUUCAGCUCUUCUCACACAGCUACAAUUGACCCAGACUGGGACCAGUUCAACACAAGGCUCUCAGCUUGGAGGUACCUUACCGAAUGCGAAUGUGCAAAACGGCCAGAUCGGAUUAGCAGCUGGGUCUUCGACUGCCAACAGUGAAGCAGAAAUCAUGAAAUUAUUUGAGCAGCUGAGCCAAUCUGGUGAUGGUGUGUCGGACGCGAAACUUGUUAGUCUUAUAGAGAGACUGUCCCAACUUCAGAAAGGGGUAUCCCAGGGAUCGAUCAGUGAAGGUCAACAAUCGACAAGAAAUGGCAUCAUUUCACGAGUAUCAACACUGUCCAGUGGCCCAACACAGGGUAGCAUUUCCGAUGGGACAGGCGAAUCGUCAGGAAACUCAAUUCACGGAUCAAGCUUUUGGAAAUCGCAGUCAGGAAGUUCCAGUCAUGCUGACAGAAAUGGGCAUCAUGCAUCCAGUACAAAGCACAUUUCGACAAAUCAUGGUUCGCACCAAGGAUUAGAAAGCACAGGAAAUCAAGGAACUGUGAACAUUAUCACAUCCACCUUCACCUCGCAAACAGGGGCUUCCAGUCCAGACAGUGGAAGAUCUCUGACACAAAACUCCCUUUCAAACUUAAAUGCUGGGACACACCAAGGUACUGGGCGAUCUCCUGCUUCAUCGUCGUCGUCCCUUUCUAAAAUAUAUCGUCAAACAAUAUCUAAUUCUAAUAAAGGAAAGGCCUCAGCUCAAUCAUCAAGUAAGUCGCGCUCUUCUAAUAAAUCGUCAAGAUCAUCCAAAUCAUCCAGAACAUCUAAGUCAUCCAAAAGGUCAAGAAGCUCAUCAGAGCGUAAAUCUUCGUCUUCUAAGAAGAGGCGUACAAACACAUCGGAGGAAGUCAUGAAAAGGACGAAUAGAAGACAGGGUUCCAGCAAAUAUAACGAGCACAUCCUCCUUUACAACAAAGGACAACGUAAGAGAGUGCGUCUGUCAGAUUUGGAAACAAAACUCCGACCUUUAGUUUCCCAGAAAUCAGAUGGCCUUAGCGAAAAAGAAAUACAAAAAGUCAUAGAUGAUAUUGUGUAUAAACUCCGCAUGGAAUCUGCCAAGCGAAUGCAAAAUGAAGAAGCAGAUUCAUUCCACUUAGAGUCUACAACCUUAGAUGGUAAUCGUCAUCUCGAGUUUGGUCAUCCAAUGGUUACUCGUGCCGGAGUGAGCGGAUUUCAGAAAAACGAAGGUGGCCAGUCAGCGAUUAGUAACUUCGAGCCAUCAAGUAUGCUACUUUCCACACUGGCUACGCUUGUCAACCACAGAGACGGAGGCGGUAUUGCACAAGGAAGUACCACCGGAACAGCGUCAGCAUCCGAAACAACGAACAUCGCGGGAGCAGACAACUCCGGUGCAGCGACGGGAAUAUCAAAACCGUCAGGAUUCCUUGACUCAUUCUUCCCCGUCACACAGGGACAGACUGGUCCAUCAGCAGACCCACAAUAUGCAGGGAAAAUGAGUGCUGCGGAAGCAUUCAGAAUCGCAGCCAUGUCCUCGCUCAUUGGUGGUAGUAGUGUACCAACUACACCUACAACUGGCGGCCAAACAGCAAACACUAAUAGUGGUUCUAAAACCAUCACAACUGUGACGUCAACGACAGGCACUAAUAGCGGGUCAGCGGCAGGUGCCACAGGUGGUUCACCGAAAAUUACUAACAGUGGGUCAAUGACAAGCCAUACUAGCGGUACCAACAAAGCCUCUACCAACACAAUAGGUAGUCUAGAUCUGUCCAGUAUUGGUGCUAGCGAACCAACACAACAAGCGAAACAAACAUCCAAUGUGAAUACCCACGAAACCAUUAUCACACAAACCGGCAUCGAAACAUCGCGCUCCUCUCAGGGGAGCGGCGGUGGAAUUGGCUCAUUGGACCUCUCUGGUAUAGGCCCUACCAGCAAUAUCCCAGCCGCGUCCUCAAACCAAGCAAAUAUGGCUUCUUCUACAUCUACUUCUCAAUUGGAACGUUUUAUUACUUCGCAAAAUAACCAAGGUCCUGCAGGAACAAUGGGUGGUCAAGAACAAAGGUCAUCCUCCCAAACAAAUAUGAUCAGCAGUGCUGGGGGACCUACGUCAAACCAAGAACCAAAUCCUAGACCAUACAGACCAUCUGGUACCGCUGCUGCUACAGGAGCGAUAGCUAACCAGGGAAAAACUCAACGAGCGUCGGAAUUGAUAGAUCUUAUCAUAGCAAACGAAAUGGACACACGAAACUCCAUAGGUGGCAGCAGUGCAAAUCAGGGUAUGUCGGGAUCUGUCGGAAACCAAGCCAGAAAUGAUAGGCUAGCCUCUGCCAUAACAGACAUGAUUACAUCUAACAACGCGCUUCCGUCAGACACCCACACCACUACAUCCAUAAAGAUGACAACGAAAGGUAACACCGGGGGAUUGUCUGCAGCUGAACCCAUCUACACCACAAACACUGGCAGUGGUGCUAAUGGCGGAGCGGCACAGAACACAUUAGAUCAGACGUCGAGAACAGCUGCCGCUCUAACCGACAUAAUAACAACAGCUAAUUCCCCGGCAGGUCCAAAUCAUUCAAAUAAUAUGGCUUCCGUAUUGGCAGAUUUGAUAGCCACCUCUCCCCAAUAUAAACAAGGAACCGGAACUGGAGGAGCUAAUACAAACAGUCACAGAAACGUUGCAUCAAUGUUUGCAAGCGCGCACAGCUCGGGUACCGGUCACGAAAUGGCUGGACAUGGGGUCACUCAUAAUAUGGCAGGAGCCGGAGCAAAUCUAAAUAUGGCUGGAGGGAACCUAAACACAGUAGGAUUUCGAACAAAUCCCGAUUAUAAUAGGGCCGUAUCUUCAACAAAUGGACAAGCGACGCAAGGUAGUCCUACGCCAGUUGUAUAGUGCUUAGUUCAGCUUAUAUAAUUAAAGAUAUAUGCUUGUAUUAACACCAAUUACCAUCUUUUUCAUUUAUCAUUUAAUCACUCUCUCUCUAAGGAUUAAUAUUAUAAUGUUGUAUAUACCAGCGAGUAAUGUAGAUAAUGUUGGAAAUUUAGGUCUACGUCCAAACACAUAUUUUCCUCCGUAAAAGACAAUCUGUAUUCCGUGGAUGUGAUUUGCUUCAUGAUUUGAUAAUUAAAGGGUGCGGCCCA